CUAAAGAUUCUCAUUCAACCUCGUCAAUAGAUCUGUCAUCUGAGAAGAGUAUUGGCAGUAGGCUCAGCGGACGAUUUCGCGAGGCAUAUCAUGUAUACGCCGUAAACAGACAAUCUUUUACAAAACUACCGAAAACCCACCGAGAAUUACCACAGCCGCCACCACUCACAUAAUGUUGGGUACAGAUGGAAGGUGCAUACGGCAGACAAGAUGUCUGUCUUUAAAGAUGAGGGAAGUUCGGCAUUCUUGAACCCUGUAACAUCUCCAAACCACCACCAUGGUACAUAUGGCAAUGUACGAGGGCCUGGUAGAAGGACCACGAGCGAAUAAACACGAACAAGUGCUCACCACAGGAACAUACCAACACGAGAUCACGGAUGAUGUCACUCAAACCUCGAAACAGCGCUUCACAUCAAAAGCCCACUGCACCCCUAGCCCUCCAUCUCCGCCCCCAGACGGCGGCACCCAAGCCUGGCUCACUUCAAUCCUUGCACUCUUCGUCCUCUUCAACUCCUGGGGCUUCAUCCAAUCCUUCGGCGUCUUUCAAACCUACUACGCUACCACGCUCUCCGCCACCCCAUCAACAAUGUCCUGGAUCGGCAGCAUCCAAGUCUUCCUUGUCUUCAGCCUGGGCAUCUUUGCUGGCCGCGCAACGGACGCUGGGUACUUUCACCAUGUCUUCGGGUUCGGACUGCUUGUGCAAUUGCUCGGCGUCUUUAUGUUGAGUCUGACUAGGGCUUAUUGGCAGAUAUUGCUUACGCAGGGAGUGUGUCUGGGUGUUGGAGGUGGCUGCCAAUUUGUUAGCACGUUGAGUGUGCUGAGUACUUAUUUUGAUAAGAGGAGAGCAUUGGCUAUGGGUAUAGCUGCUACGGGAACGACAGUGGGUAGUAUUGUCAUGCCGGUCAUAGUGCAGCAGCUCCUCCCUGUCAUUGGCUUUGCUUGGACAGUCAGAUGUUUAGGCCUCAUGAUGACGGUGUUGGGUCUGGCGGCUGCAAUAGGACUGCGGACUAGGGUGCCACCGAGAAACUCUGGGCCGCUGAUGGACUGGUCUGCAUUUGCAGAGUUGCCGUUCGGGUUAUUCUGUGUGGGGGUGUUCUUUGCUUUUUGGGGGGCGUACUUUCCUUUUUAUUAUAUUGGCUUGUAUGCCCGUGACAUCCUCCACACAGACUAUAGAACGUCAAUCUCGCUCCUGCUCGUCAUGAACGGCGUCGGCGUACCUGGCCGUCUCUUGCCUAACAUCAUUGCCGAUCGGUGUCUUGGCUCCGUCAAUAUCAUGGCGUUGUCAUCGUUCAACGGCGCCAUCAUAGUCUUCUCCUGGGCAGCAGUACGCUCAGAAAUGGGUCUCUGGAUCUUUGCAGCGUUUUUCGGAUUCUUCAGUGCUGGCAUACAAAGUCUGUUCCCCGCAAGUUUGGCCACUCUCACACCAGAUCCGCAGAAAAGAGGGACAAGAAUGGGGAUCGGGUUUGCAGUUGCUGGGUUUGCAUGUCUGACAGGAACGCCCCUUGGAGGGGCUUUGGUGCAGGCUAACGAUGGACAUUACCUGUAUGUGCAGAUAUGGACUGGACUGAGCAUGCUUGCUGGCACACUGUUCUUGGUCGCAAGCAAAAUGGCUGUCAACAGGAUCACGUCGAAUGAAAAUCGGGCUGAGAAGAGUGGUAACUAAGUG
Macroventuria anomochaeta is the source of this 1666-nucleotide messenger RNA. RefSeq names its product MFS general substrate transporter. The record is from RefSeq and is a predicted model, not a curated record. Gene Ontology annotation, biological process: transmembrane transport. Lineage: Eukaryota; Fungi; Ascomycota; Dothideomycetes; Pleosporales; Didymellaceae. Gene Ontology annotation, cellular component: fungal-type vacuole membrane. The transcript is spliced from 2 exons. Bases 278 to 1663 code for a protein of 461 amino acids. Gene Ontology annotation, molecular function: transmembrane transporter activity.